This is a messenger RNA of Dentiscutata erythropus, 144 nucleotides long. The record is from the annotation of a GenBank genome assembly. NCBI's taxonomy places the organism in Eukaryota, Fungi, Glomeromycota, Glomeromycetes, Diversisporales, Gigasporaceae.
AUGGAAGACAAUGACAUGUUUGAAAUAACCGAUGAUAGAGUUAAUAUACGAGAUUUGACUUGUAAAUACUUAACAAAAGAAUUUAAAGAAUUAGAAUUUAAAGAAUUAGAUAAAAAAAGAACUAGAUACAGAUAUAAAGCUUAA